AACACACAAUCAUGAGUUGGCUUGAGAAACGCAACGACGCCAUUCAGGUGAACCCGAACACCCAGAACAAUAAGCAUGUCGACAUCGCCAUCACCGUCCGCGGUUCGGACUUUUACUUUGCCAUUUGCGCUGUCAUGGGCUUUGUCGCUUUGGGCACGAUCGCUGCUUCUGCCAUGAAGCCUCGUACCGACCGUAUCUUCUUUUACAUCACCGCCGCUAUCAACAUGACUGCCUGUAUUGCCUACUUCACCAUGGGCUCUAAUCUUGGCUGGACACCUAUCGAUGUCGAGUUCCCAAGGACGUGGUCUAAGGUCGCUGGUGUUAACCGCGAGAUCUUCUACGCCCGUUACGUUGACUGUGAAUUAACAUAUCUAGGUNUUGUCACCACACCGCUGCUCCUGAUGGACCUUCUCCUUACCGCUGGUCUGCCUUGGCCUACCAUCCUCUAUACUAUCUUCCUCGACGAGGUCAUGAUCAUCACUGGUCUCAUCGGCGCUCUUGUCAAGACUCGUUACAAAUGGGGUUUCUGGACCUUCGGUACCGUGGCCAUGUUCGCUAUCUUCUGGAACCUCGCAGUCGAAGGCCGCAAGCACGCCAAACACCUCGGCUCCGACGUCUACCGUUGCUACCUCAUCUGCGGUGUUCUGACUCUCUUCGUCUGGCUCUGUUACCCUAUUGCCUGGGGUGUAUCCGAGGGUGGCAAUGUCAUCCCUCCUGAUUCAGAGGCUGUCUUCUACGGAGUCUUGGAUUUCCUGGCCAAGCCUUGCUUUUCCAUUGCGCUGAUUGCUGGACAUUGGAACAUCAACCCUGGCCGUAUGGGUCUCAAGUUGAGAGACUACGAUGAAGAGCCGGCUUACUUUGGACCUAAGAAUGGUGCUGAGGCUGAGAAGGACCGUCGUCGCGCUGAUAAUGCUGUUGAUGGUGUCGCA
This is a messenger RNA of Aureobasidium musti, 929 nucleotides long. NCBI's taxonomy places the organism in Eukaryota, Fungi, Ascomycota, Dothideomycetes, Dothideales, Saccotheciaceae. The record is from the annotation of a GenBank genome assembly.